AUGCUCACGCAAAUGUUCAAUGCUACUGAAAAAGUUGUAUCGUUUGCAGAACCAAAUUGUUUGUACUAUCUAUCAAUAGUUUAUGAUAGGAUGCAGGAGUCCUAUGACACAGGAUUGGACACCGAAGUAUUUGAACGUCUGGCAAAAAACGUUAUUCGAUUGUUGUGUAAAAGAACAGAAGGAGAUGAAAUCGCAUACUUCAUCAAAAAACCCUAUAAAAGUAGCUCAGUCAUUAAGAAAGCUAGCUUAUUCAAAUUUUUCUGCAAGAAUGAUGCUACACUUCGGGAGAGGUUCGGCAGAAAGAAGUUGCUUAGUAAUGAAAUUAAUCGAAUAAAGAUAGAUUCUGAAUAUGCCUACUGUAUGUGGAGAUGGUUGAUAUCUUCAUAUCUUUAUUUGAAAUUUAGUAAAAUGAUACAAAACUACCCUGCAAUCAGAUACGAGGACAUUGUUGAAAGUCCAUCAGAAGCAAUGAAUACAAUUUUCAGCCACUGGAACUUAUCGAUCGAUCUUGUCCCCAAGGCGGUUAGAGCUUUGAAAUGGGAUUCACAAGCAAAUACUUCCCUCUCUACAGAAAUUCAAAAGAGGAUUUCAGAUUUAUCUUUUGAUGAAGAAGCUAGAACUGAAUGCAAUCAACUUGCAGAUCAGUUGGGACUUCCGAAAUUAACCGAAAAAAAUUAUGUUCUUGUAAACACAAUUACUCAAAUGAAUGGGCACCAAUAA
This is a messenger RNA of Helobdella robusta, 720 nucleotides long. RefSeq lists its product as hypothetical. The record is from RefSeq and is a predicted model, not a curated record. NCBI's taxonomy places the organism in Eukaryota, Metazoa, Annelida, Clitellata, Rhynchobdellida, Glossiphoniidae. The transcript is spliced from 5 exons. Bases 1 to 720 code for a protein of 239 amino acids.